AGGAUCGAUCUUGGCGACCGCACGGCAACACAUGUCGGUUCGCUUGUGACGUUUUCCAGGAUUUUGAACGUUAAGACGGACAUUUAACUACUCCUUAGAUUGGUUUAUGAUUCAUUAAUCUUCAGAGGGCUUCAUUUUCUACAUUUCAUCAUGAAACCUUUGAUGCUUCAAGGCCACGAGAGGGCCAUCACACAAAUCAAGUAUAACCGCGAAGGAGAUCUUCUUUUCUCAUCUGCCAAGGAUAAUGCCCCUAAUGUAUGGUUUGCUCUCAAUGGAGAGCGCUUGGGCUCAUACAUGGGACAUCAAGGUGUCGUCUGGUGCUUUGAUGUCAAUUGGGAAACAACUAGGUUUUUGACUGGAGCUGGUGACAAUUCUCUUCGACUGUGGGAUGUUAGCAAUGGCAAAGAGAUUGGUAAAGUGGAGACCGGUACUUCUGUUCGAACAUGUAUGUUCAGCUACUCUUCCAACACAGCCGUCUUUUCCACUGAUAAACGAAUGAACACUAAUUGUGAAAUUCACAUAAUUGAUGUUAGAAACGCUGAUGCAUCACUUGUAAAUCAAGACCCAAUCAUGAGGAUACCUGUUGAUGGAUCUAAAGUUACCUCUAUUUUGUGGGGGCCUUUAGAUGAAACUGUAAUCUCAGGUCAUGAAGAUGGAAAGAUCACCAUGUGGGACCUCAAGAUGGGAAAAGAAGUGCACUCUGUUCAUGACCAUGCUGCCUCCAUCAAUGACUUACAGUUCAACAAAGAUGGUACUCACUUUGUGUCAGCUUCGAAGGACUGUACCGCCAAACUGUUUGACACUGAUACUUUGGAGUGUUUGAAAACCUACAAAACUGAACGACCUGUUAACAGUGCAGCUCUUUCACCCAUCAUGGACCAUGUUGUGUUGGGUGGUGGUCAAGAAGCUAUGGAAGUCACAACUACAUCCACACGCGUUGGAAAGUUCGAUGCUCGGUUCUUCCAUUUAGUAUUUGAAGAAGAAUUUGGACGUGUCAAAGGUCAUUUCGGUCCCAUUAACUCCUUAGCAUUUCAUCCUGAUGGCAAGAGUUAUGCUAGUGGUGGUGAGGAUGGUUUCACAAGAGUUCAUACUUUCGACCCUUCAUAUUUUGAAUAUCAGUUUGAUUAUUGAAAUCAUUUUUGCUACAUUUAAUAUAAGGUAUUUGUGGAAAAGGUCAACUGCUGAAGUAUUUGUUAAAUAAAUUCUCAAUUAAAGUACUUUUUUAUCAUUGUA
Messenger RNA from Thrips palmi, 1233 nucleotides. It is a transcript of the gene eIF3i, whose product is annotated as eukaryotic translation initiation factor 3 subunit I. NCBI's taxonomy places the organism in Eukaryota, Metazoa, Arthropoda, Insecta, Thysanoptera, Thripidae. The record is from RefSeq and is a predicted model, not a curated record. Gene Ontology annotation, molecular function: protein binding; RNA binding; translation initiation factor activity. The coding region runs from base 151 to 1131 and encodes 326 amino acids. The transcript has 6 exons. Gene Ontology annotation, biological process: cytoplasmic translational initiation. Gene Ontology annotation, cellular component: eukaryotic translation initiation factor 3 complex, eIF3m; cytoplasm.